AUGCGUCCUGCUGUUGCUGCGGGGGUUGGAAAUAAGGGGCGCCUUCGGGGAAAGGGGAGGGAGCUGCAGAGCUGGAGGAGGCUGGAUCUCUCCAGGGGGGCCCUGCUCCUUCUGCGCGCCGCUUGCGUUGCGGGAGGGUGGAGAGGCUCCAGCGCCGGGCAGGUGCGGGUCCGAGCAGGUCGUCGACCGGCCCCUGCUCCAGGUUCUCUUCCCCCGAAGCCAUCGCCAGCGUGUGGAGCCCGCCCCACACCCGCCCCCUGCCAAGCCACGGCCUUCACCUGCGUGUUCCAGUGUUUCCCCUGCGACCCGUCUUGUGGGAGCGCCUCGUGGGCCACCCCCGAGUUCACCCAGCGCUCCGUGGCUCCAAUGGUGAAGAUGACACGGUCCAAGACGUUCCAAGCUUACCUGCCUUCGUGCCACAGAACCUACAGCUGCAUCCACUGCAGAGCCCACCUGGCAAACCACGACGAACUCAUUUCCAAGUCUUUUCAAGGAAGCCAAGGCCGGGCCUAUCUCUUCAAUUCAGUAGUUAAUGUGGGUUGCGGCCCUGCGGAAGAACGGGUUUUGCUAACAGGACUGCAUGCAGUUGCCGACAUUUACUGUGAAAACUGCAAAACCACGCUGGGCUGGAAAUACGAACACGCGUUCGAAAGCAGUCAAAAGUAUAAGGAAGGCAAAUACAUCAUUGAAUUAGCUCACAUGAUCAAGGACAACGGCUGGGAUUGAAUGGCGACGAGACACGGGCCGCACACGGGCGAGAGAGCGAGGGAGUUUGUCAUCCUACCAAACAUUUUAUCUCCCGAAAAACCCCCCAUAUAUAUAUAUGAGCGAGUGACUGACAACCGUUUGGUUCCAUGUGUUUGGGGGCUUGUCGUCGUCGUCGUCAUGUUGAGAUGCUUCCUCACAGAACUCCUCCUGCCAUCCUUAGCGGUGACCGGCCUCAAUAACUUCUGUCUCUCUUUGCUUUUGUCUCUUGUUUGUGAGUUGACUUCUGGUCCCCUUCUUCCUCCCUCCCUCCCCUGCCCAGCUCCCUUACUCCUCUGUGUUCUGGCAUUGGGGGUGCGUAUAGAUAUAAGGAGGACUCAAACUCGAUGCCCCUCAAAACCAUUCCCUAAGUGACAUUGUCUCAGUACAAACUGAAGGCUGGUUUUGGGGUGGUGUGUGUGUGUGUUUUUUAAUCCAAGGGUCCCGGCACGAGGGAAGGAGUGCUGGGUCUUCAGACGUCGGACGGGCAGGAGAGUUCCAUCGCCCCCACCAUUUCCCCGCUUGGCCUUUUAAAAAAAAUUCCUGGUCAACCAUGGCUUGAAACUUGUGGACCGCAGAAAAAUAUAUAUAUAUACCUCAUGGCUGUAUCCUCUCAGCAUCUCAAAGACUGUAGCCUAAAAACUCUUCGCUAGUGGCAUCCCCAGACUGGUCUGUGUUCCUCGUUGGUUUGCUUUUUUCUUUUUAAGUGAUCUCUGGAUUUUUGUCUUUUUCGUACUAAUGUUUGAUUUGAGAGGACGGGGUGUGUGUGUGUAAAACGCAGGUCCUGGGAUCGUGGCUCUUUCUCCGACACCCUCUGCUUCUGCCUAGCCCUCCCUGGUCUCCUGUUCCCCAGUGAGCAAGCCCACCCAAACACUGCGGUGCCGAUGUUGGGAGAUCGGAAACUCUUCGCCAUUUGCUUCCCACGAGGUUGACACUUCAAGUGCAGGAAGCGUGUCCUGCUUCAAAAUUGAAUGGAGCGAAUACAUUUGAGGCGGGGGGGGGGAGCAGAUGGGGCCCCAAAAGGAGGUGGUGAUCUAUAUCCUUAACAAAAUUGCUGGCAGUUUUGCAGCCUCCUGACUGCUUGAUUUGGGGGUGUGUGACUGGUCUCAUUAGGAUAAUGGAAACAAACCUGGAUUGGUUCUGCAGAUGAUAAGUUUGGCGACCUGCAGUUGUGCUGUUCAGUGUGACUCUUAAAAAGAACAAAAACACAACAGGGGUGGUGGACUCGGGCAGUAACAAAUGUUUCAGAGCCUAAGUGUGUGUUAAGUUCUGGUUCAGCAGUGGGGGGGGGGGGGGGGGUUGUGUGUGUGAGAGAGAGUUUUGAACAGAGGCAGCUCCAAAAGAAGCAGAGGACUCUAAAAAAACCUCCGGGUGGAGAACCCUGCAGCCUCCCCAGGUGUCGUUGUACUCCAGCUCCCAGCAGCCAGCAUGGCCCAAGGGUCAAGGAUGAUGGGAGUUGUAGUCUAGUAGCACAUGGAGGGCCACAGUUUUCCCCUACUCUGUUAUGUAGUGCUCUCUACUCGGUGCGAGAGAUAGAGGAACGGCUCUGUAUAGAGGUUCACAAAUGAUGGCGGGCCAUUUUAGCCUGCCCACAUCUGGGGCUACUGCCAAUAUUGCCCUUCCCAGUUGGGAAGGAGAGAUGCUGUCUUACUCCUGAUGUUGCACCAAGGUUUAGUGGCCAUCAGAAAGCAGCCAGGCCUCAGUUUCCCAAAGGUAAGAAUCCUUGUCUGCCUCUCCCUACCCACUAUAUUAGAAGAAAUUUCUGUCUCCGUUGGAUCUGGCUAAACCAGGCAUCCCCAAACUGCGGCCCUCCAGAUGUUUUGGCCUACAACUCCCAUGAUCCCUAGCUAACAGGACCAGUGGUCGGGGAAGAUGGGAAUUGUAGUCCAAAACAUCUGGAGGGCCGCAGUUUGGGGCUAAACCAUGUGAACUGUCUGUUAAGAUUUGCAGGGUGUAUGUGGAAUAUUACUUGCCAAUGUUCUAUGUAGGGCCAGGGUUGUGCAUGGCAGAGGGGUAGCCCUCUUUUGAAUCACUCCUGUUUUGCUUCCAGGCCUCCCUCUGGUCAAGUUAAUGAGUUUUUUUGGGGGGGACACAGGGGGCCGCAAGGGGAGAGCUUUGAGAGCCCCCCGUUUUUUGCAUUUCAAUGCAUUGUCAAUGACACUGUGAAUUUGCAUUCUGCAUCAAAGCGAUCAGGUGUCUGACAGGGAAGUCAGACUGAAUUUGUACACAUCUAAAUGAAUUCCUUUCCAUCCUUCCCCCCUCGCUGCCUCUCUAUUUUUCUCAUUCCCCCCCCCCCCUGCUUUAUUGGUGGAAAUCUUCACAUGUAGGUUAAUCUGCUCUGCAAAUCUGUCGCAAUCUGCUGGCAAGAAAGAGAUCUAGUAUAGCCCCUGGUGUGGGUUUUUGUUUUCGUCAGGGCAGGGCAGGCUUUGAGAACCGUCCCGCUCUUAAAAUGCCUCCCCCAGGCUCUUUGGAACCUUUUGUUGAGUUCUGGAGAUUUUCGUGGGAUUCCCUUUUCUGCGGCAGAAACUCAGGUUAGCAGCAGUGGAGGAAAGGCCCGCUUGAGAGUGAUAAACAAAGAGAAAAUUUGGGGUGAGGAGGGAAUUUGGUUCAAUCACUAAUGUUUGCUGAUUAAUUAGCUCUAAUGGUGCAAGAGAAGCACCCCCCAUAAUCAUUCUUUGUAGCAAAACGAUGCAUUUCAGGGCACAGAUCUGGCUGUGGGGCGAGAUCCUUUGCAGAUGAAUGGAUAAGCAGAAACCUUGAGACCUCCCCAUACAACCUGUUUACAUGCUAGUCCUAAUAACAGUGCAAUACCCAGCUUGGACCUGGGAAGUCCAGUCUCUCAAAAUCCAAGUCUGUUCCACUACAAGCGUCUGUUGUUUACCUGCCAGGACACCCAUUCUUAUUAAGUGUGGCUGCAGCCCAUGCCCCUCUCUAAACCAUCUGAUAUCGAGAGCACCCUUUGGGCUGUCCCUGCUGAGAUCUAGUUUCAGUCUCCCUGCUCUGCUAAAACAUUAACCUCAAGUGCUUCUUAACCAGGCAUCCCCAAACUGCGGCCCUCCAGAUGUUUUGGACUACAAUUCUCAUCUUCCCCGACCACUGGUCCUGUUAGCUAGGGAUCAUGGGAGUUGUAGGCCAAAACAUCUGGAGGGCCACAGUUUGGGGGGUGCCUUAACGUUUGCUAGAUUUUGCUGCUAAAUCACCCAUCACUUGCUCUUAGAGUACAGACUCGUGUGACAGCAUUUUGUGUUUGGUAAUGGAAGGGAAAGAGCCCAAAGUAGGUGCCCUAAACUACUUGUGCUUCUUGGACGUUGUUGGACUCCAUCGUCCCUCACCAUUGGCCAUGCUGGCCACUGAGGCUGCUGGGAGUUGGAAGCCCAUCAGCAUCCGGAUGCCCCCCCCCCCCCGGUGAUUUUGAGUUUAUGCUCAAAAACACUGUGUUCUGAAUCAAUGGCUUUUAGAAAUUUGAUUUCUUUCUCACUUUACAGCAUGACCAAAGAACUUAGCUAUUUUUUUUGUCCCCAAGUUAGUUGAUAGGUACCAUCUUUUCCUGAUGGGUAGCAGACUAUAGAGGUCAGCCGUUUUCUCCGGGGGGGGGGGGGAGCAUUAAGCAAUGAGAGUUGAAGUUAUCUCCUGAUCAUGAGGACUAGAACCAUGACCAUUUCCUCCCUGAAUCCUACAGGUUGUAGGUGGAAACACCGUCCCUGUCUCAUAGUGUUUCCCUUGGCUGAUAGAAAGAAUAGAUCUUGAAUUAUAUCCUUCUGACUUGCAGAAUUUGAUAUGGUUAUUCCUCUCCUUGCCCAUUCCACUUUGUUUUUCCCUUGAGUGGAAUUGUAUGGGUUCAUGGAUCAUAUAAAAAUGACACCCUGAUUAUAUUAUCUACAUACCAUACAAGGCAGUAGCAUAUGUACCUUUUAUGUUAAUAAUGUUGAAUUUAAAAAAUAAUAUAUAUGUGGUGCUUUUACACCCCAACCACUUUUGCGUGUUACAGUUUUGAAUUGUUCUAAACUUUUAUUCUCUCUCUGUCCUGCAAACUAUUAUUUAAAGGGAAAUAAUGCAGAUGUUUGGCAGAUGUUUGUUAGCAGGGAGUUGCGUUCAAAUCAAACAAGACCUUAAGAAAUGCAGGGCAGGGAACAAACUAAAAUACAGUCAGUUUGAUGGUUAAUGAGAAGCCCAUCGGAACGUCUGGAGGCAAGGAUUCAUUUUUAAGUAUAUAAAUAAAUUCAGGGACGCGCGGUAAUUCACACUCUUGAAUGUAGACAGAGACAGAUGUUGAAAUAAUUCCUUGUCUCGGGACUUCCAUUUGAGUGUAUAUAGGUAGCUCCUGAUAAUCUCAGUGAGUGCCGUUCAAUGGCUUACGCUAUGCUGCUAACUUUUGCAUGACGUUGUUUUAAAUCUUGUGCCUUUUCGUCUUUUCAAAGUCUCUGUCUUUGGAGCACCCUCAUUGUUGUCCCAGAGAGCAGUGUGGAAAACAUGUUUGUACGAUAUAGUAAUUGGGGUGUUCAGGUUUGAAUCAGGGGAACAUGUUUUCAAAUCGGGACACUCGAGUGUCAAAAGAGCUCCCCAAGUAUCUUCAGGAAAGGCCAGCUUUCAGCCUUGUUGUUAGGAUAAAACAGGGAACGGACCCUCAUACCGUAUAUAUUUGCCAAGGCAGGGCCAAAUGAAGUGUCAAGAUAAAAUUGAAGAUAAAAUUCUAACUCCAUUAGCAUAAUCUGGAAUUUCAUUGAUUUCAGAUGGGAUGUGACUUGUACCUACAUCUGAAGGGAAGGGGCUAAAGCACAAGGCAGGCAAAAACAGAUGUGGAGCUAUACUUAGAAGCAAGGAAGUUUAGGUUGCCGUUUGGAAGACUGUUCCAAGCUCUGGAUUUAAAUAGCACCAGGCUGCCUAGUCUUUUGUGUCCAGGGUGUUAGAGGGAAGCCUCUGUUUGGGAAAUCUCUCAAGAUUUACUGGGAUUGUCUGCUUCCUUAAAGUAGAUUCCUGAGCCACUCUGAGCUGCCUGAUCUUCUUGUCCAGGGACAUCCCAGGAACACCUCAACCCACUGCAAACCUGUGCCCUGGGCCUUAGGCCAUAUCUGCACCAUACAUUUAAAGCUCUAUGGUACCAUUUUAGGCAGCCAUGGCUUCCCCCAAUGAAUUCUGGGAGCCUUAGUUUGUUAUGGGUACUGAGAGCGGUUAGGAGACCCCCAUUACCCACUCAGAACUACAGUUCCCAGAGUUCCCUGGGAAAGAGGGAUUGGUUGCUGUAUUUCAAAAAGUAAAAUUCCUGACACCCGCAAAGUUGUGAGCUUUUUUUGUGGCGGGGGCGGGCGGACAAAAAUGGCACAGCACUUGUUUCGGGCACUGUGUGAAAUUGCAACCCCCCCCCAAAAAAAACCAUUUCGUAGGAGAGAUCAUGCCGUGAGAUCACAGCAACCCAAAUGGCCACUGUUCUCUUGCGAUAAGAAACAGGGUGUCCCUCUCCCCCCCCCCAGGACACUUGAGGGGUAUGUUAAAAUGUUAUAACACUGCUUUUAAAUGUUGGGUGCGGAUGUGGCCUAGCUGAGACCCUCAUCUGGACCUAGGAACAGUUCUUGAAAGACACUGUCUCCUUUCCUCCUUUCUGGCAUUGUAGGCUAACAUGAGCAGUUCUCUAACCAAACAGGGGUGAAUUAUUUUGUCUUUCCUUUCAGCCUGAUUGACAGCCUAGGGAACAUCAAUGGCUCUCCGGACGCGGCUAGUGGUGUUGGGGGUGAAGGGAGUUUUUGCCCAUCAACAUCUCUCUCCCCUCUAUCCCUGCCAUCAGUGGGAGCGGCCACAACCAGUGAAACCGGCCUCCCUGCUGCCCCCGAGAAGCCCAUCUCUUGUGUGUCUCUGCAUGAGUCCGUGUUCAGCAUGCGCCUCCCCUACUGCAAGAGAGGUGCAACAGGCACCCCUUCAUUGGACUCGCUGGGUAUUAAUUUCUCGCACCGCCCCAGACUAUCCCUCUGGAUGCAUUAGCUAGGUUUUGGUGCACGAUGCAGGAAUGAUUUCUUAUCAAAAAAACUUGUCUAUUAUUUAUUUAUUUCGUUACAUGUUUACCGUGGAGGGGCGGGAGGGAGGUACCGUUUAGAUUUUCUUGCCUUAGGCACCACCAAAUGUAUUGGGCCACCUCUGUCUAUAUGUCUGUAUGUAGAGGCUUCCUCUGAGCCAGACCAAAGAAUCAAUUUCAGAGCUUGUUCAUUGCCUCCGGAGUCACUGUAGCACUAGAAGUGGCCGUACUCUGUUCACAACAAGAAGUAGCUCGUGAAUCUCUGCUGCCGAAUUUCCAUAAAUCUCUGUUGUACCAGGUGAACCAUCUAAUUCUGUGAGGCGAAUAAUAUGGAAACUGUCUUCUAGAAUCUGGUUUCAAGUGGCGGGCAGCAUAGCAAGGCUAGUGAGUUGGCAACAUAGAUUGUCCUUUUUAAAAAUAAUAAUAUCUCCAAAAAGCACAAGCUGCUUCCUGUCCUGUUCUUUAGUGUUGUAAGCAGGCCUCCUGUUUUAGGUUUUUGGGAUGUGCGGCAGCAGAUAUUGUCUAGGAUUGCCACCUUUUUUUAACAGCACCCUCGCAUGCGCGUGCGCGCACAUACACACACACAAGUUUGUAGGCAGAGCAAAAUUUCUCAGCAUGGGGAGGAACUAGUGAGGGGAGGGGUCUUUUUCCUCCCCUCAUGUGACAUCUCAGCGGCUCUAUUUAGCUGUCAUUUAAAGGCGCAGGAGCAGGGCCAGAAAGAAAAGGUGGCAACCUCUGAUUCUAUCCGUUUAGGCUCUUCAAAUUGCAGAGCUUCUGUAAGUUCUAGAUCAGUGAUGGCCAAACUUGGCCCUCCAGCUGUUUUGGGACUACAACUCCCAUCACCCCUAGCUAACAGGACCAGUGGUCAGGGAUGAUGGGAAUUGUAGUCCCCAAACAGCUGGAGGGCCAAGUCUGGCCAUCCCUGUUCUAGAUUCUGGCGACAUGUUUACAUCUCUGGCGUUAAUGGGUCUCUCUUUCUUUUCGUCGCUGUUAAAUCUUUCCUUUUACCCCAGUUUUGAUUGCUCUAUAAACCUCCAAGUGGACCAACAGCACAAAUUAUUGGAUUGCGCUUUGGCAAUAUGACUCCUUGGCAGUAUGUUUGAUCAAUGCAGCAUGUGUUUCAUUUCUCCACACGCCCUGCCCCUUCCCAUAAAACUUUCUGGUGCACACACAUUUUAAACGACAAAACAAGCAGGUGAAAUCUCUUGUUUCCUCGUGUUCGCAUAUUGGUUUGCUUGUUUUUUUUUAUUCCUGUGUGUAUGUCUGUGUUUUCGAACUGAGAUAAUUAUGUAUUAAAUAUACAUUUCAUAGUAUCAUUUCAAUGAUGGGGAAGAAUCGCGCUUCCCACCCCACACACCCAGCUUUGCACCGCUCAUGAUGAAAGAAAUGGAUGAGUAGCUUAAGAAAUGCUUUACUUGCCUGAGAGAAAACCGGGGAGUGAAAUGUUCUGGAAUAUUUGUGUGUGUGUGUUGACUUUCAGGAAUCUUUUUUUUUUUUAAAGAAAAAGGAAGUUGAAUGCUGGAAAACGGUUGAAGAAGGAGAAAGCAAAUGGUUUUUAACUUUAAAUUUUUAAAAAAACUCUGCACACUUAACUGUGAGCAGAAUAGCAUUAUGGGUAAGAUACAGUGGGCACCUUUAAUGCUUUCUUUAAAUGAAGCAACUAUAUUUCCAAUACCAGCCUGUCGUGUUGACGCCCUUGUGUUUACAAACUGUGUGUACAUAUUUCUUGGGUUUUUGUUUUAUUUGUAUUUUAUUUUUAUUGUUUGGCAUAUUAUUCAGGUCGUUUGUUUGUUUUUUUUGCUUCAGUAAUAAAUGUUUUUAAUAGUUUUGGGGUUUAUUUCCUCUUUUUUGGGGGGGGGGGUCUUCACCUCGUCAUGUCCUUUGUAUAAUUGUACAUAGUACUUCAGUAUUAGAAGGAAGGAAGCAUUUGUUGACCUAUUUACGAUAUGUGUUGGUGCUCAUUUGAAAGAGAAAAGAAAUAAAAUAAUAAAAGUUUUCCAAUAUUAAAAA
Molecule: messenger RNA, 8758 nt
Organism: Zootoca vivipara (common lizard)
Lineage: Eukaryota; Metazoa; Chordata; Lepidosauria; Squamata; Lacertidae
Gene: YPEL2
Product: yippee like 2
Source: RefSeq, a predicted model, not a curated record